CAUCCUAUUAUUAUUACGGUGUCGCUCAACGUGGAUACAUGUCAAUUUUUUGUUUGAGUGUUUCAAAAUGGAAAAUCGUAAAAUAAUAACAAAAUCAAAUUAUACAUUAAAGUAUACUUUAGCUGGUCACACUAAGGCAGUUUCAUCUGUAAAAUUCAGUCCCAAUGGAGACUGGUUGGCAAGUUCUGCCGCUGAUAAACUUAUUAAAAUCUGGAGAUCUUAUGAUGGAAAAUUUGAAAAGGAUAUAUAUGGUCACAGACUUGGUAUUUCAGAUGUUGCAUGGUCCAGCAAUAGCAGAUUACUAGUAUCAGCUUCUGAUGAUAAAACCUUAAAAAUAUGGGAAUUGAGUUCUGGUACAUGUUUAAAAACGUUAUGGGGUCACACUAACUACGUUUUUUGUUGUAAUUUUAAUCCAGCGUCCAAUCUUGUAGUCUCUGGUUCUUAUGAUGCAAGUAUAUGUAUUUGGGAUGUUAGAACUGGAAAAUGCCUUAAAACCUUACCAGCACAUUCAGAUAUCGUAACCGCAGUGCACUUUAAUAGAGAUGGGUCUCUAAUCGUCUCAAGUAGCAUGGAUGGAUUAUGUCGAAUUUGGGAUACUGCCUCGGGACAAUGUUUGAAAACACUGAUAGAUGAUGACAAUCCUCCAGUAUCAUUUGUCAAAUUCUCACCGAAUGGAAAAUAUAUCCUGAUAUCUACGAUGGACAAUACAUUGAAAUUGUGGGAUUAUGCUAAAGGGAAGUGCUUAAAAACAUAUAGAGGCCACAAGAACAAGAAUUAUUGCAUCUUUGCAAAUUUUUCUGUAUCAGGUGGAAAGUGGAUUGUGUCUGGCUCAGAAGAUCACAUGGUGUACAUUUGGAAUCUGCAAACAAAGGAGCUUGUACAGAAGCUACAGGGACAUACAGAUGUGGUACUUAGCACAGCGUGUCAUCCAACAGACAAUAUCAUAGCUUCAGCCGCUCUUAAAAGGGACAAAACCAUUAAAUUAUGGAAAAGUGAUACAUAAGAACGAUCUACAUGUUUAUUUCACCUGUUACUUAUUUCUUGUACAAAUCUUUAUUUUUAGAUUGUAGGAAAAUUAUUACAUUGUAAGGUAUAGGUCAUAAUAUUUAUUUCAUUGUAUGAAAAUGCUCAGGAAAUAGUAAAGUAAA
Molecule: messenger RNA, 1148 nt
Organism: Cataglyphis hispanica
Lineage: Eukaryota; Metazoa; Arthropoda; Insecta; Hymenoptera; Formicidae
Product: WD repeat-containing protein 5-like
Exons: 8
Coding region: 68-1003 (311 amino acids)
Cellular component (GO): Set1C/COMPASS complex
Molecular function (GO): histone binding
Source: RefSeq, a predicted model, not a curated record